Molecule: messenger RNA, 1062 nt
Organism: Vanrija pseudolonga
Lineage: Eukaryota; Fungi; Basidiomycota; Tremellomycetes; Trichosporonales; Trichosporonaceae
Product: putative isomerase
Exons: 4
Coding region: 1-939 (312 amino acids)
Biological process (GO): biosynthetic process
Cellular component (GO): cytoplasm
Molecular function (GO): isomerase activity
Source: RefSeq, a predicted model, not a curated record
AUGACCACGCCCCUGCCCUACCACCUCAUCAACGCGUUCGCGCCCACCCCGCACGCGGGCAACCAGGCGUCCGUCGUCAUCUUCCCCUCUGCGUCCGACCCGCGCGCCAACAACGAGGAGUUUUACCUCAAGACUGCGGCAGACUUCAACUUGUCUGAGACGGCUUUCCUCGUGCCUGUUGAUGCUGGCGCCGCGGAGCCGCGCUACGGUUUGCGGUGGUUCACGCCUGCGGCUGAGGUUCCCCUCUGCGGCCACGCGACCCUCGCCGCAGCGUACACGCUGUUCAACUACGCGCACCCGACCGCCAAGAAGCUCCACUUCGACACGCGCUGGCGCGGCUCCCUGUCGGCGACGCUCGAGUCGCCAGUGGGGCAGGGCGCGCAGAUCGGCCUAGACUUUCCCGUGACGGACACCCCCGCGCUCGCCGAGCUGAACGCGACCGUCGGCGCAAAGGUCGCUGCUGCUGCUGGGCUGUCCGCCUCCGACGUGGUCGGCGUGGGCCAGUUUGACUUUGGCGUCGACGCGUUCGUUGUCGAGGUGAAGGAGGGCGUGGAUGUCAAGGGGCUCAAGGUGGACUCUGCGGCGAUUGCCGCCGCGGUCCCCCUUGCCGUGGUCACCCAGCUGGCGGGCAAGUCGGCCAACGGCGUAGCGAUCAACUCGCGCGUGUUCGCCCCAGGCGUGGGCAUCGACGAGGACCCAGUCACCGGCUCAGCCCACACCGCGCUCAUCCACUACUUCCUCCGCACGCCCGACGCCUCGGCGCGCGUCGUGGCCGCCGCGGGCGUGCCGCAGUCCGACGUCGAGUCGGUCGUCAUUGACGCCGCGCAGGUCAGCCCGCGCGGCGGGGAGAUCCGCGCGCAGAUUGUCGACGGGCGCGCGAGCCUCAUUGGCAAGGGAUGGAGGUGGGGCUAUGGACAGUUGGAGGUGCUGCCGCAGUAGGCAGGCGCGAGUGCGAGCGCGCAGCGCGAGCACGAGGGCGUGGGCUGGUGUCGCCUGGUCCUCGGGGCACCAUGCCUGUCUGUAGCCUCACAGGUGCUCUCUACAUAAAAGUUAUUCUGGAUG